Messenger RNA from Orbicella faveolata, 1609 nucleotides. RefSeq lists its product as uncharacterized. NCBI's taxonomy places the organism in Eukaryota, Metazoa, Cnidaria, Anthozoa, Scleractinia, Merulinidae. The record is from RefSeq and is a predicted model, not a curated record. Gene Ontology annotation, biological process: positive regulation of canonical NF-kappaB signal transduction; positive regulation of JNK cascade; Rho protein signal transduction. Gene Ontology annotation, cellular component: cell surface; plasma membrane. Gene Ontology annotation, molecular function: death receptor activity; coreceptor activity; nerve growth factor binding.
AUGACACAAUAUUGGCAUGAUGAUUUUUAUGCAUCCUCAGAAAUCUGCAGUGGAAACGAGUAUACUGUUACUGAUGCAGAUGGUAAAGUCACAUGCCAGUCAUGUGCUAGAUGUCAUGAAGGAUAUGGAUUGGAGCCAAAAUGUGGCAGCACUGUUCAAAGCCCAGUUGAAAACGUUUCCUGUGAACGAUGCUCUAAUGGAACAUUUUCCAACAAAUACGACUCUGGGCCGUGUUAUAAGUGUCAGGUUUGUGAUGAACACCAGGUUGUGAUAUCGUACUGCAAUAGCCAGGCAGACACAAAUUGCAGUCAAACUUGCGACAGUGGCUAUUAUUUUGCUAGGGAUAUAUCGCAGUCCUGUCACAAAUGCUCCUAUUGUUGUGAUGAUGAAAAAGAUGAAGAACAACCUGAAUGUGUCAGGCAAGGUCUUAAAAAGAGUAAUCAACAUUGCAGUCAUCGAGUUGAUAAGAACUGUGCUCCAGAUCUGCCCACAGACAUUUCUUCACCAUCCAGCAGUAAUGGAAAAAAGCAACUGGACUUAGGAAAGACACUUGCUAUAAUUUUUGGUACGCUCGUUGGUGUUCUUGUUGUUGUUCUUGUUGUCUGUGCAAUAUGGAAAAGAAGACAGAGCAGUGAUCAAAGGCAGAUCUCAGAAAAUGAUGCUCCAAUGAUAGUUGUUGAUGAUGCAAACAAUGUGACAACUUCUACAUGUACAUCACAAGAACAAAAUGGGAACAUUGUCAGUCAAGCAUCAGCAUUACACUCACCUACCAUUGUUUCAACACAUCAGCCAACUGCAGUUUCCAGACUUAUUAACGAAGGCUUUGUUCCAUCCAAUCCUGGAACUCCUCGAGUGUCUCCUGAUGUGACCCCUCAUCACACCGAUGAUGAAUUGGAUCCAGUGUCUGAUCAUUCUAACAAGCCCCGUAAAUUUACACGGCCAAAAAAACAUGAUUCUCGCACCGGCAAGGGGCAAAUAAAAAUUGUGCAACAGCCUAAAUCUCAGAACCAGAUUGAAGGCUCAAGGGUUGAGUUCUCCUGUGAAUGUCAGGUGCAGAGAGACUGUCAAGUCUGGUAUCAAUGGCUCAAAGAUGGCACAGAAUUUCAGCAGCAAAACAAUGCCAGUCUUGUCCUGGAUUCUGUUGAGAUGCGUGAUUUUGGAUGCUAUAGAUGUUCUGUACAAGUAACUCACAAAGGAGGUCACAGAGAAGCUGUCAUGUCAGAACCAGCAUUUUUGGAGGUUGCCCCUUGUGAAGGAAAGAGUAAGUGAUGUUUUUUGAUGGCAUAUCGAAUUUAGUUUGUCUUAAUCUGACUUGCUCUGAUAGCUGGGGAGUGGCUACAGCACUAGGCAUCGGGUUCUUUUAUGUUGCAAAAUGAAUUGGUGACCAAACCCUCUUUUGUUUGUGGUCAUUUAAGCUUCAUGGAGGUUAACCAUAAUUUAUCAUGUAAAGACAUCACAGGGAAAGCAGGAGUUUUAUUCUGACUUAUUCGACCAGGAAUGAAACUCAUACCUCACCUGGGUCUACUGAGCUGAUACCCUAUCAACUCUAAACUAACCGGAGAUUGCUUGCAGGGGCAGAUCCUGGAUUUUAAUAACAAUAACAAUAACA